AUGAGGCAUGGUUACCGCAUAAGCCUCAGACACCUUAAGAGGCGGAUCGCCGGACUGGGGCUCAACCGCAGGACAGGCUACACGAAUUUGGGUGUCUCGGUGGACUUCAUCCAGGGCCAGCUACAACAUUCGGGCCAGCUUCAUUGCUACCGCUGGAUGCAUGAGAAGUGUCACCAACACGGACUACGGGUGAGGAAAGAGGACGUGCGGUUGAUCCUGAAGGAACUGGACCCGAGAGGUCCGGACACUCUUGACAGUUACUUGGGGGGUGCAAGCACCGCCAAUCAAAGGAUUGAAUCCUGGUGGGGGUUUCUUCGGCGGCAGUGCGCGGAGUUCUGGAUCGCAUUAUUCGGAGAGCUCAAGGACAACGGGCAUUACGGUGGGGGAUUCUUGGACAAAAGUCUCAUCCAGUUCUGCUGCAUGGGACUUAUUCAGCUAGAGCGUCAAAACCCCGGCAAGUUUGUUUUGAAGAGUACAAUGAGUGUGUUUCGAGUUAAAGAACGGCGUCUUGCCUAUCAAAAGGUGAGAAAUUCAGCGCUACACUGUUGUGUGCCAGAGUGUUCAAACUCAUCCAAAUUCAAUAAGGAAAUUAGCUUCCAUUCAUUCCCUGUUGACUCCGCGCUGAGGGCUGAGUGGAUGAGAACGAUCCGGAGAGAUGACUUCAACCCUACCAAAAACACCCGGGUCUGUAGUAGGCAUUUUAAUGCAACAGAUAUCAUUGUGACUGCCAGUGGGUUGAGAAGGUUACAAAAGGGAACGUUUCCUGUUCUCUUUGAAUGGAAUGGAUACGAACGACCUGUACCCAGACCCAGUGUUUGGGAUCGGCGUCCGCGGCCAGACAUGGAUAUCCCGGAUUCAGGAUCUGACUCCGAGAUGGAAGUUGUGACAGUGGCACCUGAUCACGAUUACUGUGUGAUUCCAGAAACAGGGGAGAGGGCAAGUGUGUUGACUGAAGAGAACGAAGCCUUGCGUCUUCAGAUCAGAGAGUUGCAACACCAGGUCGAGGUGCUACAGCUACGGCAGCGUUUUGGGAUAGAGCGUCUGGUAGGAUCGGACGCGGACAUUCGUUUCUACACCAGGUUUGCGUCCCACUCGCAUUUCAUGGCAUUUUGGAGAUUGGUGGAGCCUGCCGUGAACAGCAAGAUGGUGAGGAUUACCAGCGCCAAAACGACGGCAUCUGCCAGCAGCAGCAACACAGUCUCUCACCAAACAACGAAACUUCCACCUAUUGACGAGCUGCUGCUCUUCCUGAUGCAUCUCUCAGCCGGGUUACUUCUCAGGGACCUUGCAGAGAGGUUCUGUAUCCACCGCAGCACUGCCAGUCGGAUUGUGUCCACUUGGACACACUUCCUGUACUUCCUGCUGGGAAGCCAGCGUCUGUGGAUCCCAUCUGAAGUUGUCAGAGCUCACCUACCACCUGAGUUUUCUGCGUUUGCUGACACACAGGUGGUGCUUGAUUGCACAGAGAUCUCCUGCCAAACGCCCUCUUCUCUUCUCCUGCAGAGUGAAGUGUUUUCCAGCUACAAGUCGCACACAACAUUCAAGGCAAUGAUUGGCAUGGCUCCCCAUGGUGCCAUUACGUUUGUGUCAGGGCUGUAUGCGGGAUCCAUGAGUGAUCGGGAGAUCUUCAAACGUUCUGGAAUUGCGAAGCUGCUGCAGCCAGACAUGGCAAUCAUGGUGGACAAAGGCUUCUUGGUUGACAACCUUGCUGGGUGUAAGGUGUACCGACCUGCUUUUCUCUCUCGCAAAAAGCAAAUGAGUAGAGAGGAUGUUAGGCAGACGCAGUCAAUUGCACGUCUAAGAGUGCAUGUGGAGAGGUGCAUAAGGAGGAUCAAAGAGAACAAACUCUUUGAUAAGGAAAUACCUCUCUCUGUAUGUGGGAACAUUGAGGAGUUGUUCAGUGUGGCCUGCUUCCUGGUCAAUUACCAGAAUGGGCCACUAGUAAAGGCGUGGGCAAGUCAACAGUAA
This is a messenger RNA of Gadus morhua (Atlantic cod), 1968 nucleotides long. RefSeq lists its product as uncharacterized. The record is from RefSeq and is a predicted model, not a curated record. The coding region runs from base 1 to 1968 and encodes 655 amino acids. NCBI's taxonomy places the organism in Eukaryota, Metazoa, Chordata, Actinopteri, Gadiformes, Gadidae. The transcript has 4 exons.